Molecule: messenger RNA, 3087 nt
Organism: Dromaius novaehollandiae (emu)
Lineage: Eukaryota; Metazoa; Chordata; Aves; Casuariiformes; Dromaiidae
Gene: KCNJ11
Product: potassium inwardly rectifying channel subfamily J member 11
Exons: 1
Coding region: 40-1242 (400 amino acids)
Biological process (GO): potassium ion import across plasma membrane; regulation of monoatomic ion transmembrane transport
Cellular component (GO): plasma membrane
Molecular function (GO): ATP-activated inward rectifier potassium channel activity
Source: RefSeq, a predicted model, not a curated record
UGGGGCGGCGCUGAGCGGCGGCGGCGGCGGCGGGGAGCCAUGCUGUCGAGGAAGGGGAUCAUCCCCGAGGAGUAUGUGCUGACCCGGCUGGCGGAGGAUGUGCCGGAUCACGCCCGGUACCGCGCCCGGGAGCGGCGGGCGCGCUUCGUGGGCAAGAACGGCGCCUGCAACGUGGCCCACAAAAACAUCCGGGAGCAGGGCCGCUUCCUCCAGGACGUCUUCACCACCCUGGUGGACCUCAAGUGGCCCCACACGCUGCUCAUCUUCACCAUGUCCUUCCUCUGCAGCUGGCUGCUCUUCGGCAUGGUCUGGUGGCUCAUCGCCUUCGCCCACGGCGACCUGGACCACAGCACCCGGCUGCAGCGGGGCCUGGGCGAGGGGGCGGCGGGGCCGCCGGCGGACUUCGUGCCCUGCGUGACCAGCAUCCACUCCUUCGCCUCCGCCUUCCUCUUCUCCAUCGAGGUGCAGGUGACGAUCGGCUUCGGGGGCCGCAUGGUGACGGAGGAGUGCCCGGCCGCCAUCCUGGUGCUCAUCGUGCAGAACAUCGUGGGGCUGGUGAUCAACGCCAUCAUGCUGGGCUGCAUCUUCAUGAAGACCUCGCAGGCCCACCGCCGGGCCGAGACCCUCAUCUUCAGCAAGCACGCGGUCAUCGCCCUGCGGGAGGGCAAGCUCUGCUUCAUGCUGCGAGUGGGCGACCUCCGGAAGAGCAUGAUCAUAAGUGCCACCAUCCGCAUGCAAGUGGUGAAGAAGACCACCAGCCUAGAGGGGGAGGUGGUGCCCCUCAACCAGAUCGACAUCCAGAUGGAGAACCCCGUGGGGGGCAACAGCAUCUUCCUCGUCUCUCCGCUCAUCAUCUACCACGUGAUAGACAAGAACAGCCCCCUCUACGACAUCUCCCCCCUGAACCUCCACCACCACGAGGACCUGGAGAUCAUCGUCAUCUUGGAAGGGGUGGUGGAAACCACCGGCAUCACCACUCAAGCCAGGACCUCCUACCUGGCUGACGAAAUCCUCUGGGGCCAAAGGUUUGUGCCCAUCGUGGCAGAGGAAGAUGGGCGAUACUCGGUGGACUACUCUAAAUUUGGCAACACGGUGAAAGUGCCCACCCCUUCGUGCACUGCUAGGCAACUGGAGGAGGACAAGAGCAUUAUGGACAGCAUGCCGUUGUCCCCGAAAGCUACCAUAAGGAAGAGAUCUGUCAAGCUAAAGCCCAAGUUCACUGUAAGCGAUGAUGCUUCCUGAUGCCUUUUGUCUGGGAAACUCUGUUAGGGCCUUGUGUCUGAAAGAGCCCAUAAACUCAAAACAUUGACGUGGGCUCUGUUACUUUUUUAAAUUCAGGUUGGUAGCACAAGGUAUGUUCUGGUGUUAUUUAUUGUGGGUAAAUCUAAAGCUAAUUAUAUUUUUGUAAAGGUGUGAGAGAUUUCAAGCAGCACUGGGAGUAGGAAAAUCAUGAUCUGCAGCUUUAAACUUCAGUUCUGGCUGUCAUAUUUAAUUGCAUGAUCAUUUUGCACUGAUUAAUCUGCAGGUAAUGGCAUAUAUUCUUGAAAAAUAAAUAUAUGUGUAUCCUUGGAGGUUGCAGUACUUAGGGUCUUGCAGUGUCUGUCCCAAAGUCAGUAGUUUUUAACUCUUUUUCUAUUCUAAAUUUGAACAAUCAAUAUAGAAAAUAAAAUAUUAAUAAUUAUUAAAUUAGGUUGAAUUUAAAUAAUCACAGAAAGGUCAGGCAGUGUUAUGUAUAACACAGCUAAGACUAGAUCUGGAAGUGUCUAUGUCAUUAUAUUCGAUGUCUUAAAUAAAUUAACUUCUGGAUUUCUUUCAUCCAUAUUGUAUUGUAUGGAGCCACUGCUACCACCUGCAAUACAAAAUGUAUUUGAAUAUUUACUUUUAUUUAUUUUAAACCCCUUUACACUUCCAAAAUAAAAUGUUCAAGAAUGCCUUUUUGGAUUGUACAUUUCUGAUAGUAAGCAAUGUCCUGCCUUUAAAAAGAGCUGCAGAUAGUGUGCAACUGAAAUUAAUAAUGGGAAAAUUCUGUAUUCUAAUUGUCUAAAUGUGUGUGAGCAACAUCCUCUCCACAAACACACACACACACAGAGCCACAUGGCAGUAAAGUAUCGAGUAAAAAAAUUAAUCUCUCCCUUAGGUCAGAGUAAAUUCUAUUAGAUAAUCAGGAAAUAUAAAUAGAAUUAGAUACUGCAAAUAAAAGGACAGUGCUGAAUGCCGAAAGAUAGCCGUAUGCAGUAGGCAAGACCUUUUCUUUUCUCUUUUCUAAAAGAAGUUGAGAUUUUGUGCUUAUGGAAGGGAGGGAUGUAUAACACGGUGUGGUCGUUUCUGGGAUGCUGUGUCACAAAACAUACCCCUGCUGAGAAAAUGGUCUCUGAGAGCCUGACCUCUCUGCGCAGCCGGCACCUGCCUCGGUUUUCAGCUCAAUUCAAGAUCAGGCAGUCACUGGCAAACAUCGAGGAGCCAUGUUCACCCAGUCGGUUCCACUGUGCUAGCAGGAGAGAUUCCCCUUCACGUACUCUUGCAAAUACUCUCUCUGGGGAUAUUAAUAACAGCAGCAAUUCUAUUCCUAUGCAGGGCUACUAGGAGAUGGCAGUUAUAUUAACAACAACAUGCUAGUAACAGGGCAAACUGCCACUGAAAUAAAAAAAGAUAAAUUUUGUCCAUCUAAAAGCUAAACAAGGAUUAUAGAACUGAACCAACACCUGGUUACACAAGUUCUGCAGAGAGACAGUCACUAAGUUGCCUUAGUACUUCUAUUUAUUCAAAGGAUUUCUAGUAUCAAGUUCUUGUCUGUUAUGCAGCUCACAACAUACACUGAUAUAUUUGUUUUAGCAAUAAUAUGGCAAUUUUUUUGACACCCUGUCAAUGUAACAUUAUGUCAAACUUGCUUAUUGACUAUGGAAUAUUUUCAAGCAUCUGUAAUGAAACAAUGCUGGGGUAAAAUCAAAGAAUGUUUUAAAAUAAUAAAAUAUUAGUUAUAUUAUUAGUGUUUGUAUAUUUCAGUUUUAUUUAAACAUGUAUUGGCAUUCUCAGACUGCCAGUCAAAUGAAUAAAUACCUGUUCAGUUUCUAAAUUCCUUAUGUACCA